Molecule: messenger RNA, 2403 nt
Organism: Pangasianodon hypophthalmus (striped catfish)
Lineage: Eukaryota; Metazoa; Chordata; Actinopteri; Siluriformes; Pangasiidae
Gene: nxf1b
Product: nuclear RNA export factor 1b
Exons: 21
Coding region: 219-2147 (642 amino acids)
Biological process (GO): poly(A)+ mRNA export from nucleus
Cellular component (GO): nucleus; cytoplasm
Molecular function (GO): protein binding; RNA binding
Source: RefSeq, a predicted model, not a curated record
AGAAGAAGAGAUGAGCGGGCGCAUGCGCACUACUACAUUGCGUUGUUCAAAAGAAAAAAGACAGUAGAAAACAAAGCAACGAUCUGCUUUUCUGUAGCUAACCUCAUACAAGGCUUAGCUUUAUUCCUUUAUUGCUGUCGUUUUUGGUUUUGGUCGUACGCUGAAAACAUAACGGUCACAAGACAGCUGUUCGCUUAGCUAGGUUGUUUUAACGCAAAAUGGCGACAGCGGACGACUCCCGAUUCUACAGUGAACACGAUGAUCGUGUCGGACCCAGGCAUCGCAGGAAAGGCAGGGGACCUUUCAGAGCGCCACUGUACAGCGACCAGAUCUCGAAGCAAAGACAUCGUGGAGGCCAAGGAGGAGGAGGUGGUGGAGGUGGAGGCGGAGGUGGCGGGCCUGGUCCCAGAUCCAGAUUUGAGGACGACGAUGGUGAUGUCGCAAUGACGGAUGACUCUCAUGACGGGGGAUCGCAACGGAGAUUUAAUCCUUAUGGGCGGCCCCAAAAUCGACGCAAUGGUCGAAGAGGAGGAAAGGAUGCGAGAGGAGAUGGUGGUAACCACAGGGGGCGUGGGAACAGGGGAGGAGGUGGAGGAGGCAGUGGAGACGUAGCUGAUGGAGGUGGAGGCCGUAAGAAUUGGUUCAAGAUGACUAUUCCCCAUGGGAAAAAAUAUGAAAAACAGUGGCUUCUCUCUGCACUCCAGAGCAUCUGCACAAUUCCAUUCCAUGCCAUACAGUACCAUACAGAAGGAAACCGAGCACAGUUCUACGUUGAUGAUUCUACUACAGCGCAUGCUUUGGCCAAAGUAUCCAGAAAAAUCACAGACAAAGAUGGAUAUAAGGUAGCAGUCCUGCUGAAUCAGUGCCAGCCUCCGAGCUUACCCCAACAGGACCUGAAGCUAGAGGACCUGGAGCAUUUGAAGCAAUGCAUGUCCAAGCGCUUUGACGGUUCACAACAGGCCCUUGAUUUGAACAACAUCAGAGUUGACCCAGAUUUGGUUUCCUUGAACAUUGAGGUGGCACUUAGCAGGAAGAACUCAAUGCAGGCAGUCAUUAAGAUCAUUGAGGAUAACAUCCCUGAGCUGGUUUGUUUAAACCUAAGCAACAACAGAUUGUACAAACUUGAUGACCUCUCUGAGCUUGUCAGCAAAGUCCCAAAUCUGAAGAUUCUGAAUCUCUCACACAAUGAGAUCAGGACGGAGAGAGAGUUGGACAAGCUGAAGGGGCUGAGGCUGGUGGAGUUGUCACUGCAGAGGAACCCUCUGUGCGAUCACUUUAACGACCAGGCCGACUACAUUAGUGCCAUACGGGAGAGGUUCCCCAGACUGCUCAAACUGGAUGGACAUGAUCUUCCUCCUCCCAUUGGUUUUGACCUGGAGGUUGCUCCUGCCGUUCUUCCUCCAUGCAAGCCCAGUUACUUUGGCUCAGAAGAACUGAAGGGCCUGAUCACUUGCUUCCUGCAGCAGUAUUACGCUAUAUACGACUCAGCAGACAGACAGCCUCUGCUUGAUGCUUAUCACGAUGGAGCAACGUUCUCACUCAUUCUCCCGUUCUCCUCGCAGAACCCUUCCAGAAGCAGUUUGGGAGAGUACCUGAAGGACAAUCGUAACAUCAAGCGAGUGAAAGAUUCCACUACAAGGUUUCGCUUGCUGAAGCACACACGGUUGAACGUGGUCGCGUUUCUGAAUGAGCUUCCCAAGACCCAGCAUGACAUUGCCUCGUUUAAUGUCGAUGUCAACACCUACACUAACACAUUGCUGUCAUUCACGGUCAGUGGAGUAUUUAAAGAAGUGGAUGGCAACUCUCGUGACUCAUACAGAGCUUUCUCUCGUGUGUUCAUUGCCGUGUCCCCUGGAAAUGGAACGAUGUGUAUUGUGAAUGAUGAGAUGUUUGUCCGAAAUGCCACGACGGAGGAGAUUCGGCGAGCGUUUGUCGCACCGGCCCCGACCCCCUCCAGCAGCCCUGUGCCCACGCUGUCUGCCACCCAACAGGAAAUGCUCUCUGCGUUCUCCCAGCAGUCAGGCAUGAAUCUGGAGUGGUCUCAGAAGUGCUUGCAAGACAACGAUUGGAAUUUUGAACGGGCCGGUCAGAUUUUCACAGACCUUAAGGCCCGAGGAAAGAUCCCAGAUGUCGCUUUCAUAAAGUGAAAAUGUUUUGUUUUUUUUUUUUAAAUAAUCAUGUUUUGUCCAAUGAGCUGUAGAACAAGGCUUCGAUUUGUGUUUGUAUCUGAUGUAAUUAUUGUUGAUUUAAAUUACCGGUUUCAUUGUUUUUGGUGAUGUUCUUUCUCUACAAUAUUUACCAGCUACUUAUUCUGUACAAAAAUGUAGUAUAUACAUCACUUCCUUGUAAACUUUCUUUAUGAAUGUUGUUUUGAUUAAAAUUUUUUGAAAAAGUCAAUCAAAA